This is a messenger RNA of Magnolia sinica, 2658 nucleotides long. RefSeq names its product probable alkaline/neutral invertase F. Gene Ontology annotation, molecular function: endo-alpha-N-acetylgalactosaminidase activity; sucrose alpha-glucosidase activity. Lineage: Eukaryota; Viridiplantae; Streptophyta; Magnoliopsida; Magnoliales; Magnoliaceae. The transcript has 7 exons. Bases 573 to 2498 code for a protein of 641 amino acids. Gene Ontology annotation, biological process: sucrose catabolic process. The record is from RefSeq and is a predicted model, not a curated record.
CUCUUUCUAAGGCCACUUGCUAGAAGCUGUUUCUUCAUUUCAAUUCCCCCCUCCCGCGCCCGCGACGUUUCUCCCUCCGUGUCUUCGGAUCGCUUCUAGGGCGUCCGAUUCUCAUGGCGAUUCUAUCGCUCUCGUCCGUUUUUCAGUGUGAAUCCGACCCCAAUCCGAUCUCUGCAGCUGCAGAAGAUCGCAGAUCGAUCGACCUUCGCUCCAUCCACUCGUUUCCGAGCAGAUAUUCCGUCUUUCCACCGCCUCCGAAGCGAGGAAUCUUCGAUCUCGUAUCCCGUUUUCGUGAAAUAGGGUUUCGAUCAUCGAUCUUGAAACGAACAGCGAUUUCUACUGCAGAUUGAUAGGCAUUUCACUGUAUCAUCGUUUUUGCGUUGUUUUGCCAUGGUUCCGCCAUCUCUGAGAUCGACUGACAUUUGUGUUGUAUCAGCGUUUUUGUUGAUUUUUUCCGCAGUUCCACCAUCUCUAAGGUGAGAAUUCUUCGAUCUGGAACCUAAUUUCCACCAAUCAGGGUUCUUACUCUCGAUUUUGUAACAGAUAGUGACAUCUACUGCUGAUCGAUUGGCAUGCGCUCUGUAUCACCGUCUUCACGGAGAUUUGCUGUAGUUCCACCAUCUCUGAGACAAUCACAUCUACUGCCAAUUGAUCAGAACUCAUUCCGCAUUAUCGUUUUUGAUUCGAUUUUCUGCUGUUCCAAGUCUUGGAGUCUCUUUCAGCAACCAGGUGGAAACUGUGGAUUGAGAAGAGAAUCAAGGGGAUCCGCAUCAUCUAUUGAAUAUGCCAUCCUCAGAUUUGCAUCAUAUGAAUGCUGUAAUUAUGGAUCACAACCACCAUUUGUUCCAAACCGUUCAUUAGGUUCAUCUAAGCCCAUGAGUAACCAAAUGUCAGCUCCUUUAGGAAAUCAGGAAUCCAACAAAGUAGAAACAUCUGAUGGGCACCUCCAUCAAGCUGAAUUGGUUCGUUACCAGUCUCUAGCUCUUGCUAAAUUUUCAGAAGUAGCAGAGAAUAUGCGAUCACCUAGAUCGGGUUCAAACACGCCUCGGUUGGGCCAUACCUAUUUUGAUCCACAUCCGAUGGUUACUGAGGCUUGGGAAUGCUUGAGAAAGUCUGUUGUUAAGUUCAAGGGACAUAUGGUGGGUACAAUUGCUGCAUUGGAUCAAGCAUCAGAUGCUCUAAACUACAAUCAGGUCUUUGUCAGAGACUUUGUUCCAAGUGCUUUGGCUUUCUUGAUGAAUGAUGAGACAGAGAUAGUGAAAAAUUUUCUCUUGAAGACUCUUCAUUUUCAAGCAUCGGAGAAGCGUAUUGAUUGCUUUACUCUUGCUCAAGGAGUAAUGCCAGCAAGUUUUAAAGUGUUAUACAAUCCCACCAGGGGUUGUGAUGUGUUGGUUGCAGAUUUUGGGGAGACUGCCAUCGGGAGAGUUGCUCCAGUUGAUUCUGGGUUCUGGUGGAUCUUCCUGCUACGUGCCUACACAAAGGCCACUGGCGAUUAUUCUCUAUCUCAGAUGCCAGAAUGCCAGACAGGAAUUAAGAUGAUACUGUCUUUGUGCCUUGCAGAGGGAUUUGAUACAUUUCCAACUCUUCUUUGUGCAGAUGGCUGCUGUAUGAUUGAUCGCAGGAUGGGAAUAUAUGGUUAUCCGAUUGAAAUUCAAGCUCUGUUUGUCAUGGCAUUGCGAUGCGCCCAUCAGCUUCUUCGGGUGGAAGGUGAUGGCAAGGAGUUCAUAAAACUGAUUGACAACAGGCUGUCAGCGCUGAUAUAUCACAUGCGCAGCUACUACUGGCUCGAUUUCAAGCAACUGAACAACAUCUACCGCUUCAAGACUGAGGAAUACUCGAACACUGCUGUAAACAAGUUCAACGUUAUCCCCGAGUCAAUACCUCAUUGGAUAUUCGACUUCAUGCCGAUGAAAGGCGGAUACUUAAUUGGGAAUGUGAGCCCUGCCAGGAUGGACUUCCGGUGGUUCGCAUUGGGCAACUGCAUGGCAAUCUUGUGCUCGCUUACAACCGACGAGCAAUCUGUUGCUAUAAUGGAUCUUAUCGAAGAGAGGUGGCAGGAUUUAGUAGGUGAGAUGCCGAUGAAGGCCAUGUAUCCAGCUCUCGACACUCAUGAGUGGAGGAUCGUGACAGGCUGCGAUCCCAAGAAUACUCACUGGAGCUAUCAUAAUGGUGGUUCAUGGCCAGUUCUACUGUGGUUGCUCACUGCGGCUUGCGUCAAAACUGGAAGACCGCAAAUCGCUAGGCGGGCCCUAGAGCUCGCUGAGUGCAGGCUUGCUAAGGAUGGGUGGCCAGAAUACUAUGAUGGCAAAGAUGGUAACUACAUUGGGAAGCAAUCGCGGAAGAUGCAGACAUGGUCGAUUGCAGGGUACCUGGUUGCAAAGAUGCUGCUGGAAGAUCCUUCACACCUUGGGAUGAUGGCCCUUGAGGAGGAUAAGAACAUGAAGCCCAUGCUAACCCGGGCGACCACGAUGCCGACGAAGUUGCACCCGUAUUACUAGGAGAUUUUCAACUGUUGGAUUGUCUCGUUUCUCUUUCUAUGAUGUUUUGUUCCUCAAAUACCAUAGGAGGCUUCAUGAGGUUUUCUUGUUGUUUUUCUCGAGUGUUCUUUGUUCUUCAGCAUGGGAAUGCUACGUAGGCUGCAGAUUGCUUUGCAGCUGA